UCCGCUCUUCAUUUCGUCAAUAUGCCACCUCCAGUCUACAGAUACAUAGAAGGGAUACACACGAGCCUCUAUUUCACCGAUGAAAACAUGCGCUCGGCACUGAAAUACAAACCGGAGCCAGAAGACGUGUUCAUAGUGAGCUAUCCCAAAUGUGGGACCACGUGGAUGCAGUACCUUGUGUAUAACAUCUUCAGUGGCGGUGUUCCUCCACAGAACAUGGGAGAGUUCCUUUCGAGGUCGAUCUUCCUCGAAAUGACCGGAAGCCCAGCUGUUAAGAAUAUGUGCCGUCCAGGUUCCAUCAAAACGCACUUCUCGUUCGACAAACAUCCCUAUUCCACACAAGCCAAGUACUUAUACAUCGCAAGGAACCCUUAUGACUGCUGCGUGUCCUUUUACCACCACACGAAGUCAUUUCCUGCGUACUUCUUCGAGACCGGAACCUUCAACGAGUUCUUCCACAUGUUUCUCGAAGGAAAAGUGGACUCUGGAGAUUACUUUGACAACCUGCUGUCCUGGUACGAUCAUCGACGUGACCCUAACGUCCUUUUCUUGACCUACGAAGGUCUCAAGAAGGACACCGAGAGCUGGGUGCUGAAGAUGGCAGACUUCUUGGGCAAAGACUACGGUUCUAAGCUGCGAUGCGAUGCUCAUGCCGUUAAGACUAUAAUACAGAUGUCCAGCAUGGAAACCAUGAAGAAAAUCUUUAGCAGGGAUCAUGCCACACUGGACGAGACCAAUUUGUCUACCGAUGAUAAGUCCAAAAAUCCUUCGGAAUGCUUCGAAGAAUCGGUGCUGGCUGCGAUGAAAAAGCCAAUGACUGGCGACUUUAUACGUAAAGGUAUCGUCGGAGACUGGAGAAACCACUUCUCCGAGGAGCAAAUUGCCAGGAUGAAAAGAUGGAUAGCUGUUAGAACAGCCAGCAGUGACGUCAUGGAACUCUGGAAGGAUGAGGAUCUUCCCUGACCGGACGUUAGGGAACAAUUUUUACCUUUGUCAUAUUAGCGGCAGCUUUUGAGUGUGUGUUAUCUUACAUCAAUUCUGAAAUAAAGAA
This is a messenger RNA of Ixodes scapularis (black-legged tick), 1051 nucleotides long. RefSeq names its product sulfotransferase ssu-1. Gene Ontology annotation, biological process: sulfation. Gene Ontology annotation, cellular component: cytoplasm. The transcript has a single exon. The record is from RefSeq and is a predicted model, not a curated record. Gene Ontology annotation, molecular function: sulfotransferase activity. Bases 22 to 963 code for a protein of 313 amino acids. NCBI's taxonomy places the organism in Eukaryota, Metazoa, Arthropoda, Arachnida, Ixodida, Ixodidae.